GGACCUGCGGCGGGGAAGCUACGACAACAGCGUGUCCCCCAAAAAUCUGCCACUCAGGAACGCUCCUCCCCGCCGGGGCUCAGCACCUUCACUCGCCUUCAGCAAAGCUCUAAGCAAGCCGUGGUGGUCUGCAGCCAGCAGUUCGCGGGAGGUGAAGGAACUCUGGCUGGGCUCACUCCUCGGGCAAACAAAAGGACCCAAGGAAACCAGAGUGACCAGAGUUCCCCCGAUUAAACUCCUAAUGAAAGUGUUAAGCAGCUGUAAUACUUCAAAGACACUAAAUGCUGGGAACAUGGAGAGUUUGAUUGAGUGCCAGUCAGAGGCUGAGGUCAAGAAAUGCCCCCUCUUGGUCCCGUCAGAUACUGAAGAGGGCCUUUGCCACUUGAUGGCAGAUGGAACUAAGAAAAGAAAGAAGGUGAUAUCAUGGCCAUUUGCUCUGCGACGAACCUCUACCAAUGGAGACUGCCCAGGGCAGCUGGAUUCUGGCCUCAAGAUCCCUCUCUUUGGCCAACCUCUGGCAAUUAUUUGUGAGGAAGAUGAGAGGCUGCCCCAACCAGUCCAGGAUCUCCUGGCUAUCUUGUAUAGGGAAGGCCCUUCCACUGAGGGGAUCUUCAGAAAAGCUGCCAAUGAGAAAGCCCGCAAGGAGCUGAAGGAGGACCUGAACAAAGGCGGGAAUGUUGAUCUGGAGAGCAAAUCUGUGCACCUGUUGGCAGUGGUCUUGAAGGACUUCCUCCGAAAUAUCCCCUCCAAACUCCUGUCAGCCGACCUGUAUGAGAGAUGGAUGCUAGCUCUGGAGAAGCCAAGCAAGCAGGAAAAAAUUGAAGGCUUGAAAGAAGUGGCUGACAAACUGCCCAGGCCAAAUCUCCUCUUGCUCAAGCACUUGCUUGCUGUGCUCCACCACAUCAGCCAAAAUGCAGAGACCAACAGGAUGGACUCCAGCAACCUUGCAAUCUGUGUUGGGCCAAACAUGCUGAGCCCAGACAUGGACAACAUGCUCCCGCUGGAAGUGCAGAAAGAGAUGAAUGACAAGGUGACAGUGUUGGUGGAGUUCCUCAUAGACAACUGUGCAGCAGUGUUUGGGGAGGAUGUGGCCUUGCCUUUCAGCCCUUUGGCUGAGGAGUCCCGCAAGCACAGAGACAGCACCGCAGAACACCCACGGGCUACUCAGCAGAAUGGUUCUGCCCAUGGUAGCCCAGAGCCUGAUGCCGAAUGCAGCCCCCGUACCUCAGAGAUGGAGCAGCCCAAAGGGAGAAGCACGAGCAUGAGCGGAAGAUAUCCAACAGGUGUCUCUGCUCCUUCGCUGCCUCAAUUUACAAAUGAUGUCAGCACUAUGGACAGGAGGUACUCAGAGCCAGACCUGUUCUUCCAGAACUGCUUGGAAGGCAGGAUAAGGGACCAGAAGCUAACCAAAAGUGAGGACAAUUUUCCUCUUCGGCAGAGACAGCUCAGGGUGGAGAACAAGGCACUGGAAAAACGGCUUUCAGUCUUGCCUUCACAACUAUCAGAUGACUCGCUACCCAGAACAUCUUCCAGUUGCUCCCUGGAGAGCUCCUUUUCUGGCUCUGAGGGCUCAGUUUUCACCAGCUCCCCAUUAGAUUCACCAACUAGUCCCAAAAAGAACUUUUUAAAUAGGCCUCAGUCUUUUUCAGCCACACCCAUGGAGAACAGCAGCACACCUAGCAGAGAGAUCAAAAAGCACUCCAUGUCCUUCUCUUUUGCAAAUCACAGGAAAACACUAACAAAAACCCAGAGUUGGGGGCCUGGAAAAAACAUGUGUUUUCCAAGAGACAGCUUCACAACAAAAGGAAAUCAGUUCUCCUGCAGAACUGUGCAGGGAAACAUGCCUGAUGAGAACAAGCCGUUGCCUGUGGGGUAUCAGCAAAGGCCCCGUUUCAGGUCUGCUGAUGAGGUGUUUAGAGAGGUGGACCAGAGGAAUCCUAGAAGACCACCCACUUAUGAAGAGGCUACAAAAAACUGCCUGUUCACUCAAGUUCCCUCCUACAGUCUUACAGUUCAAACUAUGAGAUCAACGAUGUCAAAGCAGGAUGCUUUGCCACUCCAUCCAUGCACCAGCUGUGCACAGGACAUAGCAUAUAUGGCUCCAAGGGAUCUACUCAGUGACCGAGUUUCUGCAGGGAAGGAUUCUGAGGGAGAAACUGCAACCCACAAUGUUGCUGUUGGAGUAAACUCCCGUGUGAGUUUACCUGUGACUCCUGGAGUUUAUCGGCUGAGAGCCAUGUCUGAAUCCUGUCAAAAGAACAAACACGAGUACGUGGCUCGGCGGUGCAGCCAGCCCAUUUUUGAGGUAGACCAGAUCCAGUAUGCGAAAGAGUCCUACGUUUAAAAAGCCUAUCCCUCCACUUUCCAUUAUACAAAGUAAAUAUUGUAAAACAGAUGUCUUGCUCAUUCUUUGUAAGAUUUUACUUUCAAGGGAUGAAAAAUAAGCUAGCUCUGCAUGAGCAUUUUUUACUGGGGGACUCUCCUGAAGUUGUCGUCAGCUUGACAUGUCACGUUUUUCCACCAGAAGAGGUAGGGUGGACAGACCUAUGUAUUCUUAUGUAAAAAUUUAAGUGAAUAUGCUGUAUAUAACCCGUUCUAUGGGAUAUCUAGUCAGUAGCUGAUAAACAGUGUUGUAUUUGUAUCCCUAAAAGGGCAAUUUCCAAAUUGGCAUGUUCUAAACCUGUCCCACCUUCCUUUUCUUUUUCUGUAUGGCUACAGACUCCAUGCUAUUUGUCAUAUAUGUGCGUCUAUCUGAUGCAAUGCUAUUUUGUCAUCAACGCCAUUUCCACACUCUUCCAUAAUACCCCUUGGACCUUCUGCCAUUCCCUCUUCCUGCUUACUAGUCAUGAGAAAAAUCUGCCCACUAACCAGCAUUAGUAUUGCAUCCUGAACCAGGAUCUAGAGCCAUUAUAGCCCUACAAGGUCAGUAUGGGCAAGUAUCAAGCAAGAGUCACCUGGCCUGAGGUACUUUUAGUCUAAAAUAUUGGACAGGCUGAGGUGAAAGAAUUAGUAUCUCCAGGUUUGUUUUUGUGAGCAAAAAAGAAAUAAAUCCUGUAAGCAAAAACUCUGGAUUCCAGUUUUCAAGAGCUAAGCCUGUUCCUCAUUUGUAAAAUGAUAAAAAAUGUUGGCAGCAUCCUUAUAACCUUGUAAAAAUGACUGGAAGUGCAAUGUGCUUGUACAUAUAGGAACUUGUAUGUGGUUAGUACUUAACUCCAUGUUUGUGGCUCAGCGUAGCCUUGAACCAGGAGCAGGGAGACUUUUGUGUGACUCCUGUGGAACUUCACUACAAUAAAGCACUUUUUGGCAUGA
Molecule: messenger RNA, 3309 nt
Organism: Dromaius novaehollandiae (emu)
Lineage: Eukaryota; Metazoa; Chordata; Aves; Casuariiformes; Dromaiidae
Gene: TAGAP
Product: T cell activation RhoGTPase activating protein
Exons: 12
Coding region: 242-2344 (700 amino acids)
Biological process (GO): signal transduction; regulation of Rho protein signal transduction
Molecular function (GO): GTPase activator activity
Source: RefSeq, a predicted model, not a curated record